AUGGAAACUAAUCCUCAUCAUACGAACAACACAAAUGGGGAGGGCCACUUUCCUUACAAAGGAUUCGAGAAAUCGUCCUAUUUCCACGACCUUCAAUAUGCCGAUGCCAAUUUGAUGAACAGGGAUGCAGAUGAUGCCGUAAGGAUGACGACGAACCCCGACUGCUAUGAUUUGCAGAUCAUGGGUAAGACUCCUCCAUACGGGGCCAAUUACUUUUAUGGUGGUAUUGGUUUUCAGCUCAGUAGUUAUGAAACUGGUGAAGUGAUCGAUUGUGUUGACAUCUUCAAGCAACCCGCUUUUGAUCAUCCGCUUCUCAAGAGUCAUACCAUACAGAUUAAACCAAGCUCAAAUCGGAAAGGGAAUGGAGCGGGAUAUGUGGAAGGUGCGCUCAAUCAAGCUUGGUGGAAAUAUGGUGAAUGCCCUGAAAGAACGAUCCCCAUCAGAAGACCACAAAACCAUACCAAUCGACAUGUUAUACCGUUGACUCCACACAUGAAGCGACUCAAUCUGAGCGAGAACAUCAUCACUCCACCGCGUGGACAUGAAUAUGCUCAAGUAUCUAUGAUCGGUGGCAACUACAGGGGAGCUAAUGCAAAAAUUAAUGUGUGGAAUCCUUCAGUAAUGCAUCGAGAAGCGAGUUUCUCUCAAAUUCGGCUCACGUCAGGUCCCAAAGAGAAUUUGAACACUGUGGAGGCAGGAUGGAUGAUUAAUACAGAUCCAAGUACUAGCAACCAGUCAGAGCUUUUCAUAUAUUGGACAAGUGAUGGCUAUCAGCAAACCGGAUGCUACAAUCUCGAAUGCCCUGGAUUUGUACAAACAAGUAGCAAGAUUGCUUUAGGUUCUCGGAUUCUACCGGUUUCCACCUAUGGUGGACAGCAAUAUGACAUAACUAUAGGCAUAACAAAGAAUGAUGUCCUUGGGCGUUGGUGGCUGCGCGUUGCGGACGUGGAGGUAGGAUACUGGCCCGGAGAAAUCUUCACUACACUAGGUGGCAGUGCCGAUGUAAUUAGAUGGGGCGGAGAGAUAGUCAACAGUGAACGGCAUGGUCUGCAUACGUCAACGGAAAUGGGGAGCGGCCAUUUCCCUUCUGAAGGUUUUGGAAAGGCGGCCUUUUUCCGCAAUCUUAAAUUUGUCGAUGACGGAUCCAUUGAGAGAGACGCCAAGAAUCUCAAGAAGUAUGUAACAAGACCUGAAUGCUAUGACUUACUGCUCAAGGUGGAUCCGCCAAAUCCAUUUGGAGUCCAUUUCUUUUUUGGGGGCUCCGGAUUUUCAGCUCAGUGUGCAAAUUAG
Syzygium oleosum is the source of this 1290-nucleotide messenger RNA. RefSeq lists its product as uncharacterized. The transcript is spliced from 7 exons. The coding region runs from base 1 to 1290 and encodes 429 amino acids. The record is from RefSeq and is a predicted model, not a curated record. Lineage: Eukaryota; Viridiplantae; Streptophyta; Magnoliopsida; Myrtales; Myrtaceae.